Molecule: messenger RNA, 6963 nt
Organism: Pseudophryne corroboree (corroboree frog)
Lineage: Eukaryota; Metazoa; Chordata; Amphibia; Anura; Myobatrachidae
Gene: SLC11A1
Product: solute carrier family 11 member 1
Exons: 15
Coding region: 153-1781 (542 amino acids)
Biological process (GO): response to lipopolysaccharide; metal ion transport; intracellular iron ion homeostasis
Cellular component (GO): phagocytic vesicle membrane; plasma membrane
Molecular function (GO): metal cation:proton antiporter activity; manganese ion transmembrane transporter activity; iron ion transmembrane transporter activity
Source: RefSeq, a predicted model, not a curated record
GCUGGUACAGAUCGCACGUGGGAAAUUCCUCAUUUACAAAAGAAAUACAAUUUACAGCUAUUGCAAAAUUAGUACCAAACUAUUCACUAUCGCAGCCGGACUGUACACAGGCUUUGCUGUCUCUGCUGAGCUGAAAGUGACAGAAGCAGAGAAUGGGGAAUCCUGCUGAUGACGAAGAUGAACAAAGAAAUCGGAGAUAUGGAGCUAUUGCAGAAAAUGUUGAUGAACCAACACCGGAGUACAUGGCUGAACUGGUUUCCAUUCCUUCCACAGGGAGUCCUGGCUUCAGUUUCCGCAAGCUCUGGGCUUUCACCGGACCUGGCUUCCUGAUGAGCAUUGCGUACCUGGAUCCUGGGAACAUUGAAUCUGACCUUCAGUGUGGGUCUAUUGCUGGAUUCCAGUUGCUGUGGGUUCUACUUGGUGCCACCGUUCUUGGUCUUUUGUGCCAAAGGCUGGCAGUGCGGCUCGGAGUGGUGACUGGCAAAGACUUGGCUCAAGUCUGCCGUAAUUACUACCCAAAGGCUCCUCGCUGGAUAUUGUGGAUUUUAGUGGAAAUUGCCAUUAUUGGAUCAGACAUGCAGGAAGUGAUUGGGACAGCCAUUGCAUUUAGCCUCCUGUCUGCUGGUCGGAUUCCCCUUUGGGGUGGCGUCCUUAUCACCAUCAUUGAUACUUUAUUCUUUCUGUUCCUAGAUAAAUAUGGUCUCAGGAAACUGGAAGCUUUCUUUGGCGUCCUCAUCACUAUAAUGGCGGUAACAUUUGGCUAUGAGUAUGUGGUUGUCCAUCCAGACCAAAGAGAGGUGGUAAAGGGGAUGUUCUAUCCGUAUUGCUCUGGCUGCGGUAGGCCCGAGUUGCUCCAGGCUGUCGGGAUCAUAGGUGCCAUUAUCAUGCCACAUAAUAUAUACCUGCACUCCUCGCUUGUCAAGACUCGGGAUAUCAACCGCCAAAAGAAGCAUGAAGUGAGAGAAGCCAAUAUGUACUUCCUGAUUGAGUCCACUAUCGCGCUGCUUGUGUCCUUCAUCAUUAACCUCUUUGUGAUGUCCGUAUUUGCUGAGGCGUUUUACAACAAGACCAACCAGGACGCACAUGAUGUCUGUCAGAACAGUAGUAGCCCACACGCUGGGGUGUUUCCACCUAACAACCAAUCCUUGUCUGUGGACAUCUACUCAGGGGGAGUUAUCCUUGGCUGUUUUUUUGGACCAGCUGCCCUCUAUAUCUGGGCAGUAGGCAUUUUGGCUGCUGGGCAGAGCUCCACCAUGACUGGGACAUAUGCUGGACAAUUUGUGAUGGAGGGUUUCCUGAACCUGAAAUGGUCUCGUUUCUACCGUGUACUGUUCACCAGGUCCUGUGCCAUUAUACCCACUGUUUUUGUGGCUGCAUUUAAAGACGUGGAGCACCUGACUGGGAUGAAUGAUUUUCUAAAUGUUCUACAAAGCAUUCUGCUACCAUUUGCUCUGCUCCCUAUACUGACAUUCACCAGCAUGCGACCGUUGAUGCACGACUUCACCAAUGGCAUAAUUAGUAAAGUGGUCUCCGUUCUUCUCAUCGCAUUGAUCAUCGCUAUAAACCUGUAUUUUGUUGCUGUGUACAUCCCCACCUUGGACAGCAUUGCCCUGUAUGUAGUUGUUGGCAUAAUUAUAUUAUUUUAUGGAUUAUUCACAUUUUACCUGCUAUGGACCUGCUGCAUUGCCCAUGGUGCUGAAUUCCUGUCCUGUGGGAGGCACUCUCAGUUUGCGUAUGGAUUGCCAGAAGAUUACUACAACCCUCCUGGAGUACUUCAGUGACACCAUAGAACCAUGGAACUUUGUAUAUUUGAUGUUUGCCAUUAGACCACAGAAGGAGAGCUUGAGAGUGUCCGAACUUGUACAAAUAAAAGCCCUGAUAAUGAUAAGCCUACAGUAGUUUGAAUAAAGGUACAGUAUCCUAGGUAUUGAUAUCCGAAUACCAACAUUGUCGCCCUCUUGUGGUCAGCACUUAUUCUGCAAGUCAAACUGGAGAGACUGUCACUAUGGUAUCAAACUAAAGUUGGUGUCAGACUAUUCUGAGGUGCAGUAGCUGACACCAACUGUAUUCACCUUAACAAAAAAAAUUAAAAAAUUUUUUUUGGGUCUUUCAGUCUGCUCCUGAACCAAAAAAAGAGAAAGUAAUUGUACCAAACAGAAAGCCUUAUUCAUUAUCCCUUGAUAAUACAAUGGAGAUCAUUUCAAGUUUUAUUAUUUUAUGUUAUAAUGCAAUAAUAUUAUAUCUUCUUAGCUCAUAUGAACCUACAAUGUGGCAAUAUAAAUGUUGAAAAGAUAGCUUUUAUGUGUUAUAAAUGUAUUUGUAUGUCUCAUGGAUACUGGUAAACUCUAGUUUAAUGCUGACUGUUUAAGUAUAACUACUGUAGGUUCGUUCUCUGUCACCAUUGCUAAGGCAUAUCUGUCCUCAGCACCCAGUGUAAAGUUGUUUCUAUCACCGAUAACCAUUGUUAACGUGUAUCUGUCAUGGGUAACCAUUCUUAGCUUGUAUCUGUCACCAGUGGGUGUGGUAUGAUACGCCGGUGGCUGGGCUCCAGGCGACCAGUAUACCGGCGCCGGAAGCCCGACUGCCAGCAUAUCGGCAGUGUGGCGAGUGCAAAUGAGCCCCUUGCGGGCACGGUGGGGCGCUAUGCGCGCCACGCUAUUUAUUCUCCCUCAAGGGGGGUCGUGGACCCGCACGAGGGAGAAAAACUGUCGGUAUCCCGGCUGUCAGGAUUCCGGCGCCGGUAUACUGUGCACCGGGAUCCCGACAUUCGGCAACCUGAAGACCACCCGUCACCAGUAACGUGUAUCUAUCACCGGUAACCAUUAUUAAUGCGUUCUUGUCAUCGCUAACAAGGUUUAAUGUGUGUCUGUCACUAACAAUAGUGGUAAUAGCCAAUAUUCAGUGACAUUACUGAGGCAUGAGGCAUAAAGGAUGCAAAUACUGAAUGGCCGCCUUCUACUGAUAAGUGGCACAGCUGACAAAAUGGUGUUACCACUGCUAACAGCAGACCAACUCCCUUUAGAAGUACAUGUGGAGCAUACUUGCCUACCCUCCCGGAAUGCCUGGGAGGCUCCCUAAAAUCGAUGAUGCGAUUCGAGCUGAAGAGUGUCAUCGUAGCUCCGCCCCCCAAUCAAACCGUUCACGUUUUCUCUGCACUGUAGAAUGGGGGGCAGUGCCACAAUGACAUGAUUGUGAUGCCAUGCCCCCGGACAGCCCACCCUGCCGCCGUCCAUGUCCCCAUGCGCCUACCACGCUGCCACCUCCUGAUGGAGGUGGCAGCAAAGUAGGCCAGCAUGAUGUGGAGCAGGGCCGUCUCGAGCUUAAUUUCUUUGGUAAGCAAAUAAAGAUUUUGGCACCACAUGAUGAGAUAAACUUUACAAAGGGACAGCCACAAAAAGGGCUUUGGUCUCACAAUGAAGGGGGCAUAGACACACAAUAGUACCUCCAAUAGAAAUUACGCUACACAGUAGCACAAUCUUAUUAUCAUUACACCGCACGUAGUGCCCUGAUUCAUAUUAUGCUACAUAGUAGUGUCCCUUAUUCAUGUUAUGCUAAACAGGAAAAAUGCAAUUUACGACAUCCACCCAAUCAACCAGACAGACUAUAGUUUGCAAAUUAUCAUAAAACCACAACUGACUAAAUACACAGCUGUAAAAACCAUCUAGUACACUAACAAAUGUCUAUAUAUACUGUAUGUGUGUGUGUAUAUAUAUAUAUAUAUAUAUAUAUAUAUAUAUAUAUGAGGGGGACAUGUCCUGAGGACAGAGACUGAGUCCACAUUCCCCGUUAUCCCACACAUGCAGCAGAACACUCCGAGAAUCACUCAGGUGGAGCUGUACUCACACAUUGCUUCUAGCUCAGAGGGAUCCAGGGCCGAUCACCUGGUAACGCCAAUGAAUGCAACCCGUAGUCCUGGAACCCGUCCCAGGGGGAGAGAGAGUUUUGUAUGUUCCAUGGCGACGGCAUCGCAAGACACAUAUGCGGCCACCUGCCGGGCACCCGCUGGUAACAAAAUCUCAGCGUGCGCCUGGCAAUUGAAGAUGGUAGGAGCGACAUGUUCCAUAGUGUAGUUCUCUGCGAAUGCAAUUCCAAAAGGCAUUCCUGGGUGGUGACUGGCAUAAUUUUGCAGAAGCAGCUGCUACCAGUGGCAGAUAUUGGGGGCAAUUCAGAGUUGGUUUUAGAUUUUGCUCUUGCAGCAAAAUGUGCGUCCAUAUACUCACCUGCUGAGGGCCGUCCAACACUUGGCAAGGCCGCCCAGCAUGUGUGGCGCCGCCCCGCAAUGUGUUCACAAUUUAAUUGUGAACACAUCAAAUAGAGAUCGACUCCUGGCUGCGUAGGCAGGGGCACUGCUGCCAUGUUUCCAUACGCAGGAAACGCAGGCGAUGUCAUAGACCAGUACUGAAAGCGGCCAUGAGACGCCUGCAUUUUUCGAUCUCCUCCCCCUGAUGCCGCAUUGCCGCCCCCGGACGUCUGUCACCUGUCAAUCACUGUGCGAUUGCAUACUUCCAGGAUGCGAUCACAUGGUGAAGGGUCGCAAAUGCGCAUGCUGCGUCCACCUCUAAAUAAGGCCCAUUACUUUGGGGCUGCAGAGCUGCAGCCCACCAUUAAAAAGCUGACACCACCGGUCAGCUACCAGUGAUUGUAGUGGCUUCCCAUUGUAAUCACAUGCUGGACAAGCAGUCUGGACUGCAAUCGGCAGUUAGUGCUUCCAAUGGGAAGUCUAUCCUCUACCCUUCUGCCAGCUCUAAUGCCUCUAGGGGCUGCAGCUGAUGCAGUCCCUAGAAGCGGCGGAGGAGAAGGGGGGUGGGUGUGUGCAUGCGCAAGUUCCCCUGCCUGCCUAUGGUCUCAAGCGGAUGCAGUCCUUAGCAACCAGGGGCUUGGGUGCAUGCGCUAGUCUGCUGCUUUUCCCCUACCCUGACAAAUCACUGACAGUGGCUUGUGAUUCCUGACCCUUACCCUCAAGGUGCUGCUCAGUCAGCAGCACAGUGGCAGGUGGUAAGCCUCGCAAGACCACAGGAGCUGCCACUGACCUCUUUUGUAUUACUGUUCACCUCUGAAUCAGGCUCAGAAUGAUUAACUUCACAUUGUUAGGUAAAUGUAUUAUAGUGGCACGCAUCAUGCCGCUAUAACACUUCCUGCUUCGCCUCAUUACCGAGGUGAAGCAGGAAGGGACAUCUACAAGAUGUAUUAUCAUCCCCUACAGCGAUGUUCCCCUGAGCUUUCAGUGCGUCAGGAUGUGUCUCCUAUCCGGCUGGCUCCUCUGCGCAUGCACAGAAUCUCGCUACUCACGUGAGAUCACCAGUGCAGUUCAAAGCCGGCACCCACCACUGGCAGGGACAGCUCUGCCCCUGCUGUGGUCUAUGGGCAUCGUCACCUGCAGCUGUUAAAAUCAACAGCUGCAGGUAUCGGAACGGAACGUGCAUAUCGACCUGCUAUCUUAUAGAUAGCAGUGCCGAUAUGGACAGGGGCACAUAGCACUGUCACUGGGCAUAGAUCCCGGCUAUUAUACAUGGGGGGAGUGGUAUAGCGCAGAUAUCGUGCGCUGAUACCGCUUCCCCCCCAUAACGACUGUUCUCACAUUACCCCUGUAUUGGCAGUCAUUUAUUUUACUGCUUAGUAGUUAGGGGGUAAUUCAGAGUUGAUCGCAGGAGCAAAUUUGUUAGCAGUUGGGCAAAACCAUGUGCACUGCAGGGGAGGCAGAUAUAACAUUUGCAGAGAGAGUUAGAUUUGGGUGGGUUAUUUUGUUUCUGUGCAGGUAGCCGUCACCGCCUCUGCUAGUGCACUGAGUGCUAGAAACUCUGUCACAGUGCCAGAUUCUACAGUACAUGCGCAGGACUCCGAAAAAAUGGUGCGGCGGCCAAUUUUCUGAGUCCUGCGCAUGCGCUGUAGACUCUGGCACUGUGCCAGAGUCUUAGCGCUGAGUGCGCUAACAGCGGCGGUGACGGCUACAGGAGAGGAGUCUGCACACGGGUCCUCUCCUCUGUAGAAACGCCGCUGGGUGGGGCAGAUGUAACGUACAGAGAGAUUUGGGUGGAUUAUAUUGUUUCUGUGCAGGGUUAAUACUGGCUGCUUUUGCAUGUAGUCCGCUAAUGUUAAGACAGCUUAAUUUUUACAGUGCAAUUUAGAAUCCAGUUUGAACACACCCCACACAAAUCUAAGGGGUCCAUUUACGAAGGAUCGCAUAUUCAAUAUGAUCUGGGUGGGAUCUUACUGCCCAGGAUCGCAUUGCAAUAUGCGAUCCUAUCCCCUGAAUGUAUCAUACAGCACAAUGGCCCUCAUUCCGAGUUGUUCGCUCGCAAGCUGCUUUUAGCAGCAUUGCACACGCUAAGCCGCCGCCUACUGGGAGUGAAUCUUAGCUUAGCAGAAUUGCGAACGAAAGAUUCUCAAAAUUGCGAAUAGAAAUUUCUUAGCAGUUUCUGAGUAGCUCGACACUUACUCUGCCACUGCGAUUAGUUCAGUCAGUUUCGUUCCUGGUUUGACGUCACAAACACGCCCAGCGUUCGCCCAGGCACUCCCCCGUUUCUCCAGCCACUCCCGCUUUUUUCCCAGAAACGUCAGCGUUUUUUCACACACACCCAUAAAACAGCCAGUUUCCGCCCAGAAACACCCACUUCCUGUCAAUCACACUCCGAUCACCAGAACGAAGAAAAAUCCUCGUAAUGCCGUGAGUAAAAUACCAAACUUCUUAGCAAAUUUACUUGACGCAGCCGCAGUGCGAACAUUGCGCAUGCGCAGUUAGCGGAAAAUCGCACCGAUGCGAAGGAAAAUAACGAGCGAACAAUUCGGAAUGAGGGCCAAUGCCAGAGUCUACUGCACUGCCAGAGAGGAGAGGGCCCAAUUGGAGAUUGCACACUGGCUAUUCCUCUCUUGAAGCUCCUGUGUUUCUACCUCAUUUUGGGUAUUCCAUUAAUAUACCUGUUAUACUCUGCACAGAGAAUUGAUAAUCAAUAAAAUAAAAUAAAA